Molecule: messenger RNA, 4071 nt
Organism: Orussus abietinus
Lineage: Eukaryota; Metazoa; Arthropoda; Insecta; Hymenoptera; Orussidae
Gene: IleRS
Product: isoleucine--tRNA ligase, cytoplasmic
Exons: 1
Coding region: 131-3895 (1254 amino acids)
Biological process (GO): isoleucyl-tRNA aminoacylation
Molecular function (GO): ATP binding; aminoacyl-tRNA deacylase activity; isoleucine-tRNA ligase activity
Source: RefSeq, a predicted model, not a curated record
AUUACUUGACGUAUUAUACUUACCCAACCCUGCUCUUUGGUAUUGCCGGUAUUGCAACGCUGAUCUGGUGUAUAAGGUCGCGUGGUCGGCAUAAAAUUGCAUCAUAAAUUGGCGGUUUUAUUGACGUGAGAUGUCGGAAAAAUUACCGGAAUCAAUCAAUUUCUCCAAAGAGGAGGAAGUUAUUUUGAAAUUGUGGAAAUCUGUGGACGUUUUCCAGAAUUGUCUCAGGCAGUCAAAAAAUAAACCCAGAUAUUCCUUUUAUGAUGGACCUCCCUUUGCCACUGGUCUACCGCAUUAUGGGCACAUUCUCGCUGGUACCAUAAAGGAUAUUGUAACAAGAUAUGCUCAUCAAAGUGGAUUCCAUGUGGAGCGGAGAUUUGGUUGGGAUACCCAUGGGUUACCAGUGGAAUAUGAAAUCGACAGCGUUUUGGGUAUUAAAGGUCCGGAUGAUGUCAUGAAAAUGGGGAUAGCCAAGUAUAAUGCGGAAUGUAGAAACAUUGUCAUGCGUUAUGCGGAUGAGUGGAAAAGCACUGUGGAAAGAAUUGGACGUUGGAUCGAUUUUGAAAAUGAUUAUAAAACCUUAUAUCCAUGGUAUAUGGAAUCUAUUUGGUGGGUAUUUAAAGAACUAUACAACAAGGGACUGGUAUAUCAAGGAGUAAAGGUAAUGCCUUUUUCUACAGGGUGUAAUACCCCAUUAUCUAAUUUUGAAUCUGGUCAAAAUUAUAAGGAGGUGACUGAUCCUUCUAUCGUCAUCGCAUUUCCUCUAUUAGAUGAACCUAAUGUAUCUAUCCUUAUAUGGACUACUACACCUUGGACGCUACCCAGCAAUUUAGCGCUUUGUUGUAAUCCUAAUUUUGAAUACGUUGAAAUUGAGGAUGUGUCAUCUGGAAUCAUUUAUAUUUUAUUAGAAUCAAGCUUAAAUCUAUUGUACAAAUCAAAUAAUUUGUAUAAGAUACGUCGAAAGAGAAAAGGUUCCGAGCUUAAAGGAAAGUCUUACGAACCUCCAUUUUCCUAUUUUAGCGAAUUACGAAAAAAAGGAGCUUUUAAAAUCUUGAAUGAUACCUACGUAACUGCUGAUUCUGGCACAGGUAUUGUUCAUCAGGCCCCAUACUUUGGAGAAGAUGAUUAUCGAUGCUGCUUGGAAGCUGGUAUUAUAACAAAAGAUCAACAAAUGGUCUGCCCGAUUGAUAGUCGUGGUUGUUUUACAGAACCUGUACAAGAUUUUUUAGGUCUCUAUAUUAAGGUAGCAGAUAAAGAAAUCAUUAAGCAUUUAGAGGCAAAAAAGAAACUUCUAUAUAAUGGAGUGAGCAAACAUAGUUACCCAUAUUGCUGGAGGUCAGAUACUCCAUUAAUUUAUAAAGCUGUGCCGUCAUGGUUUAUUAGAGUCGAACAAAUAAAAGAAAAAUUAUUAGAAACUAAUGCACAGACGUAUUGGAUACCUGAUUAUGUGAAGGAAAAACGAUUUGGUAAUUGGCUGAAAGAUGCUAGGGACUGGGCUGUCUCUAGAAAUCGUUAUUGGGGUAAUCCUAUACCACUGUGGAUAUCUGAAGAUAGAAAAGAAAUUGUAUGUAUUGGAAGCAUCAAAGAACUGGAAGAGUUAUCUGGUACUAAAAUAACUGACAUUCAUCGGGAAAGCAUUGAUACUUUGACUAUUCCAUCAAAUCGACCAGGACAACCACCUUUAUAUCGAGUUUCAGAGGUUUUCGAUUGUUGGUUUGAAUCGGGAUCUAUGCCUUACGCUCAAUUACAUUAUCCAUUUGAGCACAUCAAGAACUUUGAUGAAAGCUUUCCUGCUGAUUUCAUUGCAGAAGGAAUAGACCAGACUCGUGGUUGGUUCUACACUCUGCUAGUCAUAUCAACAGCACUUUUUGGAAAACCUGCCUUUAAAAAUUUAGUUGCUAAUGGCUUAGUAUUAGCAUCAGAUGGACAAAAAAUGUCAAAACGGAAAAAGAAUUAUCCAGAUCCAAUGGAAAUUAUUAAACAGUAUGGAGCAGAUGCAUUACGUCUUUACUUAAUUAACUCUCCAGUUGUAAAAGCAGAGAAUUUACGAUUCAAGGAAGAAGGAGUAAGAGAUGUCAUUAAGGAUGUUUUUUUACCAUGGUACAAUGCAUUUAGAUUUUUAAUGCAAAAUAUUGAACGAUUUGAGAGAGAAGAGACUAAAUUUUCUUAUACUGAAAUCAAGAAUCCUGAAGACUUCUCUAACAAUAUAAUGGAUAGAUGGAUUUUGUCUUUCACUCAAAGUUUGUUACAAUUUAUGAAACAAGAGAUGGAAGCUUAUAGAUUGUACACUGUAGUUCCUAAACUAAUAAAGUACAUUGAUAAUCUAACUAACUGGUAUGUGAGAAUGAACCGUAAAAGAAUUAAAGGAGACUAUGGUUCGGUGGAUUGUGGGUAUGCUUUGAACACACUCUUCACCAUUCUUUACACAAUAAUUAGAAUAAAUGCUCCCUUUACACCAUUCUUAACAGAGUUCAUGUUUCAACGAUUGUCAAAAUUACUCAAUUCAAGUAAAAAAAACAAGGAAAGUGUUCACUAUCAAAUGAUGCCUGAAGCUUGCUCUUGGUUAAUCAAUGAAGGCAUAGAGAAGGCUGUUUCUUGCAUGCAAACAGUUAUCGAGUUGGGUAGAGUUGUAAGAGACAGAAAAACAUUGCCAAUAAAAUAUCCUCUACCGGAAGUCGUUGUGAUUCAUCAAGAUCCGUCCAUUCUAAAGGAUAUAAAUUCAUUAAAAUCUUACAUCCUUGAAGAACUAAAUGUUAAAAAACUCACAGUAACAAUAGACAAGGAAAAAUAUGGAGUAGCCUUGCGGGCAGAGCCUGAUCACAGAAUGCUUGGAGCAAGGCUAAAAGGGGAGUUCAAAUCCAUUGUCCGAGCUAUCAAAGAACUUUCAGAUGAAGACCUGCAAGUGUUUGUAGAAACUAAACAAAUUACAAUAGAAGGUCAUGUCCUUGGAGAGAAAGACCUGAGAUUAAUGUUCAGCUUCACCGGUCCAGCUGCGGAGCAGUUGUCGAAACGAUACGAGGCGCAUGGAGAAGGUAAUAUUUUGAUUUUGUUAGAUGUAACGCUUGAUGAAACUAUGCAAAAUGAAGGAAUUGCCAGGGAAAUGAUAAAUCGAGUGCAGAAGUUAAGAAAAAAAGCACAGUUGGUUCCAUCGGAUGAUGCAAUAGUGUACUAUAGGAUUGCAGAUCCUAAUAGUACCUUGGCAAAAGUAACUGUCACGCAUAAGGAAUUCAUUGAGGGAACCACAAGAACUCCACAGAAAGAUAUUUCAGAAUUACCUAGCAAUGCUAACAUUAUUAUCGAAGAGGAACAAACAGUCAAAGGUGUUGGUUUAAAGCUUAUUUUAGUUGGAUGCAAUACAACAGAGGAAGCUGAUUCAGUUGACAGUGAACCGCAUUUAAAGUAUGUCAAUGUAGAAUUGACGCAUUUGCAACCAAGAUUUGGUGCAAUGGGCAGAAAAGCUACAGUGCUAUUGGAAACUCACAAAUCUGGGACUGUACUCUCUUACGUACAAUUGUGCAAGGAGAUUGACAGAGUUUUUGGAAUUUAUGGGUGUCAUUAUAACUUGUGUAUUAACGGAAAGCAAAUAUUAGAUGUGAAGGAUAUUGGUUUUCUUCACAAACAAACGAUAUACAUUGUACCAGUUAGGAGCGCUUUAUUGUUAGUAAAAAACAAUUAUGAUGGUCCAGUGUGUUGUUUUGUUAAUAUUCAAAGUGAAAACAAUAUGGCAACAAUACUUUUGGAAAAUCCUCAAGGAAACUUUCUAUCAGAUCCUGUGACUUUAAUCAAUAGACUGCAGUUACUAUUUCCAGAACAAGAUAUUGCAAGUUUGUCACAUGCCAUUUCUUCAAUGACUAAAUCAGUUUCAGAGUUGCACGGGAAAACAUUAAAUAUUUAAUAACUAAAAGACAUAUUGACAACGCCAAUCUUAAUUAGCGACCUCUUGGAUUUUUCUGCAAACAUUAAUAAGUGUAGUGUUGUUCAAGUUAAGUUUGCCGAUUCUAAUCACCUUAGCAGAAUUGAUACUUUUUAUAAUGUAAAUUACUGAUAUUUAAUAAAUCAAUUUAAUUUCUA